GGGGAGGAGCAGCAUGGGGGCUUCCAUCCAGUGCUUCUUUAGGGGGUCUCAAAAGCCCUGCAGUCACAUUCCCGUGUGAUUCAUACCCUGCUUCCUAGAUGCAGCUGGGAGCUCCACCAGAAACAAAGUGAAGAUGCCAGAGCCGGUAAAGAAAACAGUUUCUGCAUUUACCAAGAAGCCAAAGACAACAGAGGUGACAGCCGGAAACACAGCUGUGUUUGAAGCAGAGACAGAAAAAUCUGGCAUCAAGGUGAAAUGGCAGCGAGCUGGCACAGAAAUUACUGAAAGUGAAAAAUAUGUCAUCAAGACAGAAGGCAACAAGCAUUCACUGACAAUCAAUAAUGUAGGAAAAGAAGAUGAUGUGACAUAUGCUGUAAUAGCUGGAAGUUCCAAGGUCAAAUUUGAACUCAAGAUCAAGGAACCAGAAAAAAGUGAGACAGUCACUCCUGCAGAAGCUGUUCCAGCCCCAGCUGCCUCAGAGUCACCUGCUCCACCAGCAGAAAGCAGCCAAAACACAGAAGUUUCAUCUGCUGAAACACAACCAGAAGAACCUCUGGACCCCAUUGGACUCUUUGUGGCACGACCACAGGAUGGAGAAGUUACUGUUGGUGGAAACAUCACAUUCACUGCCAAAGUUGCAGGUGAGAGCCUGCUGAAGAAGCCAUCAGUGAAAUGGUUCAAAGGAAAGUGGAUGGACCUGGGAAGCAAAGUGGGGCAACAUCUCCAGCUACAUGACAGUUAUGAUCGAAAUACCAAGGUGUACACCUUUGAAAUGGAAAUAAUAGAAGCAAACAUGACUUUUGCAGGAGGGUACAGAUGUGAGGUGUCCACCAAGGACAAGUUUGAUAGCUCUAAUUUCAGCCUGACAGUCAAUGAAGCACCUGUAAGUGGAGACUUGGACAUUCGAGCUGCCUUCCGCCGCACUACCGAGGGACACGAUGAUGGGGCAGAGUUUAAUUUCAGCUCUCUACUGAAAAAAAGAGACAGCUUCCUGCGCCCUUCCAACCGAGGUGAAGGAAAAUCUGAAUCACAAUCUGAUGUUGAUGUCUGGGAUAUCCUGAGGAAAGCUCCUCCUACAGAAUACGAGAAAAUUGCUUUCCAGUAUGGUAUCACAGAUUUGCGUGGGAUGCUGAAACGCCUCAAACGCAUAAAGAAGGAAGAGAAAAAAAGCACAGCAUUCCUCAAGAAACUGGAUCCAGCUUACCAAGUAGACAAGGGGCAAAAGAUUAAAUUAAUGGUUGAAGUUGCCAAUCCAGAUGCUGAUGUGAAAUGGCUGAAGAAUGGACAGGAGAUCCAAGUGAGCGGCAGCAAAUAUAUUUUUGAGGCUGUUGGGAACAAGAGAAUAUUGACUAUAAACCACUGCUCUCUGGCUGAUGAUGCAGCAUAUGAAUGUGUGGUAGGGGAUGAGAAGAGCUUCACAGAAUUAUUUGUAAAAGAACCUCCAAUCCUGAUAACUCACCCACUGGAGGACCAGAUGGUGAUGGUUGGAGAGAGAGUGGAGUUUGAGUGUGAAGUGUCUGAGGAAGGAGCGACUGUGAAAUGGGAAAAGGAUGGAAUUGAACUGACACGAGAAGAAACAUUUAAAUACCGAUUCAAGAAAGAUGGAAAAAAACAAUAUCUCAUUAUUAAUGAGUCAACCAAGGAGGACAGUGGACACUACACUGUGAAGACCAAUGGUGGGGUAUCAGUUGCUGAACUGAUUGUGCAAGAGAAAAAGCUGGAAGUUUAUCAGAGCAUUGCAGACCUGACAGUGAAGGCACGUGACCAGGCAGUCUUCAAGUGUGAAGUUUCUGAUGAAAACGUGAAAGGAAUCUGGCUGAAAAACGGAAAGGAGGUGAUCCCAGACGAAAGGAUAAAGAUCUCCCAUAUUGGCAGAAUCCAUAAGCUAAUUAUUGAGGAUGUAACACCAGAGGACGAGGCUGAUUAUUCCUUCAUUCCACAAGGAUUUGCUUAUAACCUUUCUGCCAAGCUUCAGUUCUUGGAGGUCAAGAUAGAUUUUGUACCAAGAGAAGAACCCCCUAAGAUCCACCUUGACUGUCUGGGCCAAUCCCCUGACACGAUUGUCGUGGUGGCUGGGAACAAACUGAGAUUGGAUGUUCCUGUGUCAGGAGAUCCAACACCCACUGUCAUCUGGCAGAAAGUAAACAAGAGAAAUGACCUACUUCGAAACAGUGAUGAUUCCAUGACUCCCUCAGAAAACAGCAGUGAUUUAAACACUGAUAAUAAGCUCCUGUUUGAAUCUGAAGGCAGAGUCCGUGUGGAGAUGCAUGAAGACCAUUGUGUCUUCAUCAUUGAAGGGGCAGAAAAAGAGGAUGAGGGAGUUUACAGAGUUAUACUUAAGAAUCCAGUUGGAGAAGAUAAGGCUGAUAUCACAGUCAAAGUUAUUGAUGUUCCUGACCCUCCAGAAGCUCCCACAAUCAGCAACAUUGGAGAAGAUUACUGUACUGUGCAGUGGCAACCCCCUAAAUAUGAUGGUGGGCAACCGGUGCUUGGCUAUAUUUUAGAGAGAAAGAAGAAGAAGAGCUACCGAUGGAUGAGACUGAACUUUGACCUUUUAAAAGAGCUAACCUAUGAAGCCAAGAGGAUGAUUGAGGGAGUGGUUUAUGAGAUGCGGAUUUAUGCUGUGAAUUCUAUUGGCAUGUCCCGGCCAAGCCCUGCCUCGCAACCCUUCAUGCCAAUUGCUCCUCCAAGUGAACCAACCCACUUCACAGUGGAGGAUGUUUCUGACAGCACUGUUUCCUUGAAAUGGAGGCCCCCUGAGAGGAUUGGAGCUGGGGGAUUAGAUGGUUACAUGGUGGAAUACUGCAAAGAUGGAUCUACAGAAUGGAUUCCUGCUCUUCCUGGCCUAACUGAGCGCACAUCUGCACUGAUUAAAGAUCUGGUCACAGGGGACAAACUUUAUUUCCGUGUCAAGGCUGUAAACCUGGCUGGUGAGAGUGGAGCAGCAACAAUAAAAGAGCCUGUUACUGUUCAAGAGAUCCUGCAGCGUCCCAAAUUCUGGCUGCCACGCCACCUCAGACAGACUCUGGUGAAGAAAGUGGGUGAGACAAUCAAUAUUGUGAUCCCUUUUCAGGGUAAACCAAGACCCAAAAUCACUUGGCUGAAAGAUGGUCAAACUUUAGACUCCAAAGAUGUGGGAAUUCGGAACAGCAACACGGACACCAUCCUUUUCAUCAGAAAAGCAGAGCUUCAUCACUCAGGAGCAUAUGAAGUCACUCUUCAGAUAGAAAACAUGUCUGAUAAAGUUGCAAUAACAAUACAAAUCAUAGACAAGCCUGGUCCUCCUCAGAAUAUAAAGCUUGUAGAUGUUUGGGGAUUUAAUGCAGCCCUGGAGUGGACUCCUCCCCAAGAUGAUGGCAAUGCUCAGAUCUUGGGCUACACAGUCCAGAAAGCUGACAAAAAAACAAUGGAAUGGUACACGGUUUUCGAUCACUAUCGUCGCACAAACUGUAUCGUGUCAGACCUGAUUAUGGGAAAUGAGUAUUUUUUUCGAGUCUUCAGUGAAAAUUUGUGUGGACUGAGUGAAACUGCUGCAACUACCAAAAAUCCUGCCCAUAUCCAAAAAACAGGCACCACUUAUAAACCCCCUUGUUACAAAGAACACGACUUCUCCGAAGCUCCUAAAUUCACCCACCCUCUGGUGAACCGCUCUGUGAUUGCAGGAUACAACACCACACUCAGCUGUGCUGUCAGAGGGAUCCCCAAGCCAAAGAUAUUCUGGUUCAAAAACAAAAUGGAUCUCUCUGGGGAUGCCAAGUACCGCAUGUUCAGUAAGCAGGGGGUGUUGACCCUGGAGAUCAGAAAACCCACUCCCUUUGACGGAGGCAUUUACACCUGCAAAGCUGUGAAUGAGUGUGGUGAAGCUGAAAUAGAGUGCAGGCUGGAUGUCAGAGCACCUCAGUAAAACUCUGAAUCUCAGUUGAUCUGCAAGUCAAGGUACGAAUAAAAUUAAUUCAGCUGGAUGAAGGAGCAAUGGCUGUUUGGUCAGAUCUAUGAAUAAACAAUCAUUAAAUAUUCAUGGUAGAGACUUUUUAGAAUGUUUAUAAUGUUGGUGGGGAUAUGUGUUUGUUUUGAUUUCUGUUUGUUUUUUCAAUAGUCAGUAUUUCAUGGGGGUCCACCUUUAAUACACUGUGCCAGUGUAAAAGUUUGUAAGAAUAACAGAAUACUUGGUUGUCAUUUUUUCUUAAUUCACUACAAGCCCUCCCUCUAAGAGACUGUUAUUUAUUAAAGUAGGGCUAACAAAUAUCAAUAGCCUUGCUUCAACAAAGAAAGUAUACUUAACAUUUAAAUGCAUAUAGAUGUGUAAUGUACAUUUUAGACUUUAAAAGAAUGAAGUCGUGUAAUAGCAAUCAGGUAAUGUAUUUGACAAUAAAUCCUUCUUCCCAUUUUCUGUCUCAGUAUUAGAGUGGAACUUGAAAAGAAGAAAAGUGAAGAGAUUAAUGAAACAUAAAUUCUGCUCAUUUAGGAGUCCUGCUCAUCUUAGAAGUCACAUAAUACACAUGUACAAGGAGGCAGCAGUGUUCUGUAUUGUCCUGCUCACUCGGUGUGUUUUCAGACAAUAUUUCCUCUUUUCAUAUAUCUGUCAUAGUUAGAUUGCCCUUGUCUCCACAUGAAGAAAUUGGAAGAAAUCAAGAUAAAAUGUUUCCCCCAUUACAUACAUAAAAUAUAUUUUUUAAAAAUAGUAAAACUAUGUAAAACUGAAAAAACCCCUAGUUGUUUCCUAAUGUCUGAAACAAGCAUAAAUCCCCCAAUUCUACAGUUCACUCCAUUUUCUCUUUGCAGAACUCUGACAUUCUUCAUAAGAAACAAGUAGCUCAGAAUAACGAAGCAGUAAGAUAUUAUUUACAGUAUAUAAUCAUUAUAAUUGUCUCUGUACAGCAGAAUGUAACUUUAAUUCCUACUGUUUUUACUGUCAGUGACUGCUUGAAAUAUCCACUGCUGUGCUCUCGAGCAGAACUGUGUCCAAAUCACACCACUUGGGAGCCACUGACUAUAGCUACUGUUCUCCUUCUUCUAGAAAAUAAUUCCUUUGAUAAGUACUCACUAUUUGUUUUCUAGCUUUUAAAAAGACACCAGCAGGGAAUUGCAGUUAUUAGAUGUUUUUUCCUACCAAUCAGAGACACCACACGAAUCUACAAGGAUAAUUUUGCACAUCAGAUGAAACAGUGAAAAUUCUAGCAAGGGAGACUAUUUGCACAUAAAUAAAAAACUUUAAAGUAGA
Messenger RNA from Lonchura striata (white-rumped munia), 5221 nucleotides. Lineage: Eukaryota; Metazoa; Chordata; Aves; Passeriformes; Estrildidae. The record is from RefSeq and is a predicted model, not a curated record.